Molecule: messenger RNA, 1788 nt
Organism: Anopheles funestus (African malaria mosquito)
Lineage: Eukaryota; Metazoa; Arthropoda; Insecta; Diptera; Culicidae
Product: transmembrane protease serine 9-like
Exons: 7
Coding region: 112-1707 (531 amino acids)
Biological process (GO): proteolysis
Molecular function (GO): serine-type endopeptidase activity
Source: RefSeq, a predicted model, not a curated record
GCUGGCCGGAUUAUGAUGUCUGCGUGUGCGUUGCGUAGAGAAUCUCGAUAUAAAUCAGUAUAUCUGCAAAAAUGAAAUCUUUUAAUGUGCGAUCCGAUACAGUGAUGUGCGAUGGUGCAACGGAUAUUGCUAACGUUUCUAACGAUCGCUUUAAGCGAAGUAUCGUUAGCGAUCGAGGAUACUAAACCACUUGCCACUGGUCGCAUUGUUGGCGGAAGACAGGUAGAUAUCCGAGACUUUCCGUAUCAACUAUCAUUGCUACACGAUGGUUACCACAUUUGUGGAGCUUCGGUAAUGUCCACCCGAUUUGCAUUAACUGCUGGUCAUUGUUGCACCGGAGUCAACGUAUCGAAUCUUACCAUACGCGGAGGAAGUUCGACCAAUGAUUUCGGUGGCAUAGUGUUUACUGUGGACCGACUUUUCAUCCACCCUGAAUACGAUGUUCGGAAUCUAAACUUCGAUGUGUGCCUUCUUCGGAUCGUUGGGACAUUCGCGGGAAAACCUAACAUUGGUCUCAUUCAACUAGGAACCAGUGGAGGAACACUGCCAACCGGUGCUAUAGGAACCGUUUCCGGCUGGGGUGCAACGCAAACGAAUGGCAACGCUGUUCGGAAUCUGCGCGCGACGCAAGUUAAAAUUUUGACCACGAAAGAGUGCACCAUUCAGACUCAAAAUUACGUUAACACAACAGAAAGCAUGCUUUGUGCCGGAAACGUUGGUAGUUCCAUCUGCGUCGGAGAUAGCGGAGGUCCAUUGGUGUACCAGCAGCGUCAAGUAGGAGUUGUAUCGUUCAUCAUCAACGAGUGUGGAGGGAUCGCACCGGCUGUUUACACGCGCCUGUCCAACAAAAGUGUGAGGGAUUUUAUUACACGGCAGAUCAACAAUAGGCUCGAUCAACACAAGUACUACUAUUCCCGGCAGCCCGCGCUGUUCCGAUUGCUGAGAAAGUAUGACCUGUGGCCUAGGAAUCAAACGUUGGAGUAUGAGCGACCGGCUAGGCCAUUAAACGUACCGACGCCGUUCAUCUACGGAGGCGAGAGUGUUUCGAUAGAAAACUUUCCCUAUCAGCUAUCGUUGCGCCUUGAGGGAACGCACGUUUGUGGUGCUUCGGUGAUUGCCGAACGAUGGGCAUUGAGUGCGGCACACUGUCUGGACGAGGCAUUGUACGCGUCCGCCAUUACGCUCCGGGGCGGAACUCCACAUCGUUUGGCCGGUGGAUACAUAUUCCUUGCCGAUCAAUAUUUACUGCAUCCAAAGUUUGUUCGCGAGACACUGGAUUACGAUGCGGCCGUGAUACAUGUGACCGAAAGCUUCUUUAUCGAUCCGAUACGUGCAGUUAGUCUGGCAAACACCAACACAAUGUAUCCGAUUCCCUCGGCUGCCGUCGUGUCCGGUUGGGGCACAGCGAACGAUGACGGAUACACACCGCUGAUACUGCAAUCGCUUGCAGUCUACGUGCAACAGCAGCAGUUUUGCUGGUCCUCCUGGAUAGAAAACUACACCGAUCGCAUGAUAUGUGCCGGUGGAGGCGAAAUUGGAAAAGACGUCUGCCAUGGCGACAGUGGCGGACCACUAGUACUGAAUGGAUAUCAAAUAGGAAUAGUGUCGUGGGGCACCAAUGUCUGUGCCCUGAACCUUCCGGGCAUAUACACAUCUCUGCGGAACGAUGAAGUACGUGCCUUUAUUAAGGUACACACUAACGUGUGAGGAAACUUUCUCGGGAGCUUUUGAAAUAAAAAUCCACCUUACGAAAAUAGGGAAAUAACUACUCAUUUAGAUACUGCACAA